GUUCAUUCGGCGUUACCGUUCAACACGGAAGUACGCAAGACAUGCAAGAAGCUGCAAACGAAUGUGAAAGUUUUAAACUUGAAGUAGAUUGCAGAAAUUAAAAGAUGUGAAAUUUCAUAGACUGUGUAUUACAUGUAAGCCAUUGUCGUUGAUUAGCAGAGUCAGAGGAAGAAACACUUCUAAUACAGAUCAAGUGCAAGUGAUCAGCCUGCUCGUAUGAGGCCCUUCAGCCACUUUCACCCUUUAUGUUCCGCAAGAAGAAGAAACAGCGCUCGGACCCUGAAGAAGUAGCCAUUGCAGCUGCAUUACAAGCAGCCGCCAGUGUCCAUACAGGUCAUCUGCCGCAUCGUCAAGGCAGUCGGGAAUCCGCAGUGCAGACGUCACAUCGAGGUCUACAACAAGCAGCUAGUAAUCAUACUCAGGAAAGUGCCAACAUGGUUCAUCAGAGUCUUCCAGAUAACCACUUGGUGAUGAGCAGUCAACACAUCACUGACCCUACCUCUGGAUUACCAGGUCAGUUGGUGUCAGUGGAUCUGAGUGUGGACUUCUCUGUGCGAUACGUUGGAAUGAUUUACAAUGCACAGGGACUGCAACAUUUCCAGGAAGAUGAGGUGGAUCUGAUUAAUGCACUUGAUCAAGCUCAGAUGGAGAACCAGUUCAAGCAUGCAGAAACACAAAGGGACUUUGUUUACCUGAAUCUCUCUAAACAUGGCGUCAAGGUCAUUGAGUCAUAUGCCCAAGCACCAAAGAUUGUAAGAUGGCGAUACGGCAUGAUCGAGGUCGUUCGCCUCGUUCAUUUCGAAGACUCGACAGGAAGUCAACUACUAGCUUUAAAGAUAUGCAAGGAAGGCGAUGAUGUCUACGACUGUUUACUGUUCCAUUGUGAAGACCAGGCUCAGGCUAGACAGAUCUGCCAGCUGCUGGGUGUCCUCUUUGACGCUGUCUGCCAAGAUCCAAGUCUUCAACCUUGAACAACCUCC
Asterias rubens (European starfish) is the source of this 980-nucleotide messenger RNA. RefSeq lists its product as uncharacterized. The record is from RefSeq and is a predicted model, not a curated record. Gene Ontology annotation, cellular component: cytoskeleton; lamellipodium; ruffle. Gene Ontology annotation, biological process: negative regulation of focal adhesion assembly; negative regulation of substrate adhesion-dependent cell spreading. Bases 246 to 971 code for a protein of 241 amino acids. The transcript has 7 exons. NCBI's taxonomy places the organism in Eukaryota, Metazoa, Echinodermata, Asteroidea, Forcipulatida, Asteriidae. Gene Ontology annotation, molecular function: integrin binding.